Messenger RNA from Syzygium oleosum, 1303 nucleotides. RefSeq lists its product as uncharacterized. Bases 484 to 873 code for a protein of 129 amino acids. The record is from RefSeq and is a predicted model, not a curated record. NCBI's taxonomy places the organism in Eukaryota, Viridiplantae, Streptophyta, Magnoliopsida, Myrtales, Myrtaceae. The transcript has 2 exons.
AGCAAAAGCUUUUAUGUUAUAUUCUGAUUGACGAGAACAUUGGAACAGCUUCUUUUCGUGAUUUGGUUUGACUGAAAACUAUUUUCGGUUUUCAGAAGACUGGAGAAACAAGGAAGCAUGUCAGUUUCGGUUGGAAGAUUUUCUGAAACAAAAGGGCACCUAACUAUUUCCUAGUCUAGUUUUUUUGUGCGUCGGACUAAAUUUUCCUCUCAUGUCCAGCUAGUUCAUUUAUGCCAGUCCAUUAUUCCACAUCGAAACAUUGUGUCCAGUGCCCCACAAUAUCCACUUGACUAUCAGUUGGUUUCUUGUUCUGCGAAUAUGCCAUGCAGGGCAUGCUUUCCCAUAACCUACCCACGACACUGACCCUGUUUCAUCCAUAUUGCUAGAACAGAACCAUCCGUGACCAUAUAGAACGCUAACGAUAGUGGGAGGGGUUGGCGAGAGUGAAGCAGGGUAUGAGAUGCAUUUGAUGUUGGACCGUGAAUGGCGUGUACAAGGUACUCCAUUCCCUUGUUCCUCAGCUUCGUCCUAACGCUGGCAAGUGCACUAACAGCGAAUUGGACAGUCAAGUAUAUCAAAACCUUAGAAGAGAGUUGCAAUGCUGGAAAAGACAAAGCACCAAAGGCUUCAAAUCUCAAUCCAAAAUCUGUUUCGGAAAACCUAGCCAUUGUCUCAAGGGAGGCAUUCAUGACCAGGCGUUGGCUUCCGAUUAUUCUGGCCAACUCGGACUUGUUUCCAUCUGCACCUUAUCCAGUGACUUCCAACACGGACCUCUCCGAAUAUCGUUCUGAAUGCGGAACAUUUUCUGCCAUAUGCUCUGUGAAGCUCAUUGAGGUCACAGCCGGUGGCCAAAGUUCUUCUGAUCAGAACUGAAGCAUGUUCCCUAUUCAAGUUUGCUCGAGUAACCUCAUUCAUUUGCUCUUUUCAUCUUCUUUUUCUCCAUAUCUCUCUAUCUCUCAGGAUAAACUGACCCGUUUGGUCUGUGCACAACUUUGAAUGGUGAAGCAUAAGCAGGCAACUGAAUCUGCCAAUGGAGUUGCAGAUGCAUCGUGGUUCGAACAGAUAUACAAGCAAUCUAGUUGAGGAGAUCAUGCAAAUGCAUCUUUGCACACAAGAUGAUUCAAACUUGGCCAGAGCGAAGAAACCGGCGAUUCAGCUGGGGUUUGCUUGAAGGCCAGUUUCGUGUCUCUCUAUUCAAUAUUGAAUGAUGGUUCCGAUUGUGUUUGCCGAUGCAGUCCUGUUCAUUCUCUGGAACAUCUUUAUCCCCCACUUAAAUUCAUAUAAAAGCUCGUUCAUUUCAUCU